AUGUCAGACGGCGGGCGCGUCGUCGUCGACCUGGUGGCAGCCGAGCGAUGGGACCUGGGCAAAGUCGAUGCUGGCCCACGCUGGGAGGUCCAGGAUCCAACCCAGGUUCCCAAACGCUCCCUCGUGCGCUAUGAGGUGGAUUUGAGCACCAAGACCUUCACGAAGCGGAGUCUUUGCGAUCGACAUCUGGGCUUCACCAGCGUCAACCCGGCCUACAACGGCAAGAAGCACAGGUUUGUCUUCGCCGCCGUGGCUCACAGCGAUGUGGGUCCAUAUGGUGGGGUUGCCAAGAUCGACGUGGAGAGCGGCGAGAUAGAUGAGUGGCUAGGAGGAGCUUCUGAGUUCUUUGGAGAGCCCCUGUUUGUUCCAAAGGAAGGACUCGAUGGGGAGGAGGAUGGUUACCUGAUUUCUGUGAGCUUCGAUGGCCAGGAGGACAAGAGCUCGGUACUCAUUUUCGAUGCAAAGUCCAUCUCUCAAGGGCCGGUGUGUCAGUUCCCGCUGCAGACAGCUGUACCUUAUGGGCUCAAAGCCUGCUGGGUGCCUGAUCUGGCCUACACGCCAGAGGAGAUGAAGCGGAAGACUACUUUAUUGAGGAUGUUUGUGAAGAAGUCCACCGAAUGGAAUGCCAUGGAGAUGGGCUUCUCCUCUUUCGGAGGGCAGGCGCUCUUCCAGAAGCAAGGUGUCAAGAUGCGAUGA
Symbiodinium necroappetens is the source of this 696-nucleotide messenger RNA. The record is from the annotation of a GenBank genome assembly. Lineage: Eukaryota; Dinophyceae; Suessiales; Symbiodiniaceae.